CAAAUAAGAAUAAGCCUCGUUUGUUUUUUUUUUUACUUUUCCCCUCUCUUCAUCGCUGCUCUCUUUUCUCAGGAUCUCCAAUCAAUCAAUCUCUCUGUUUGACUGAUCGGUUAGGGUUUCUCUCAAUCUCCCCCCCAGACGAAAUCGCCGCCGAAGAAGCAGCGAUUACCUAGAUUCUUCACAGCUUAGGGUUCUAGGAUCUAUUCCUUUUUCUCAGCUACGGCGAAGCUUUUCAGCUCAUCUCCUCCCUCGCAGCAGCCAUGUUCUGGAAGCUCACAUCUCUCUCUGCAUCCUCUCCGGUGGAGACGAUUCUAGACAAAGAAAACUUCACCUUGGAAGAGCUUCUUGACGAGGAAGAGAUUAUUCAAGAGUGCAAGGCUUUGAAUAGCCGCCUCAUUAAUUUUCUAAGGGAUAAAGCUCAGGUGGAGCAGUUAUUGCGGUAUAUUGUUGAAGAACCUCCGAGUGAUGCUGAUGAUAGUAAACGUGCUUUCAAGUUUCCAUUCAUCUCGUGUGAGAUAUUUACAUGUGAAAUUGAUGUUAUUCUAAAGACUUUGGUGGAGGAGGACGAGCUGAUGGACUUGCUUUUCUCCUUUCUGGAACCAAAUCGUCCUCACAGUGCAUUGCUGGCUGGCUAUUUCAGCAAGGUCGUCAUUUGCCUUAUGGUGAGAAAGACUGCAGCGCUUAUGAAUUAUGUAAAAGGGCAUCAAAAUGUUUUCUGCCAGCUGGUUGAUUUGAUUGGAAUAACAUCCAUCAUGGAGGUUUUGGUUCGCUUGGUGGGGGCUGAUGAUCACGUUUAUCCCAACUUUCUGGAUGUGAUGCAAUGGUUGGCGGAUAGCAAUUUACUUGAAAUGAUUGUGGACAAACUUAAACCAUCUUGUCCUCCUGAGGUUCAGGCAAAUGCAGCAGAAACAUUAUGUGCAAUUUCUCGGAAUGCACCGUCAGCUUUAGCUUCACAGCUCUCUAGCCCUGGCUUUGUUUCUAGGAUACUUGGUCAUGCUCUUGAAGACUCACACUCAAAAUCUUGUCUAGUUCAUUCGCUUUCAGUAUGCACUUCUCUGUUAGAUCCGAGGAAAUCUGCUACGUCAUCAUCGAUGUUCAAUUCUUAUAGUGGUCAACAUAUGUUCGAGUCUCCUGUCCCAGUGUCCCAGGAGACAAUUGGUGCCAUGCUUCCUAAACUCAACGACUUGCUUAUGCUUCUCACGGUAGCACCUGACAGCACAGUAUUGCCUACAACAUAUGGUGAACUGAAGCCUCCUCUUGGGAAGCAUCGUCUAAAGAUUGUGGAGUUUAUUGCAAUUUUGUUGAGAACUGGAAGUGAAGCUGCACAGAAGGAGUUAGUUAGUUCAGGAACAAUUAAAAGAACCCUUGAUCUGUUUUUCGAGUACCCAUACAAUAACGCUCUGCAUCAUCAAGUGGAGAGUAUAAUACUUUCUUGUUUGGAAAACAAGAGCGAAUUGAUGGUUAACCAUAUUCUUCGAGAAUGCAAUCUGAUUGGAAAGUUCCUAGCUUCAGACAAGGACUCGGAUCUCUCAGGCGAUAGCCAGCCCACGAUAGCCGCCACUGGGAAGAAAACCCCUCGAGUCGGAUAUAUUGGACAUAUCACAAGAAUAUCUAAUAAAAUUGUUCAGCUGGGUACCAGCAAUGACCAGAUAAAGACAUACCUCCAGGAAAACAACGAAUGGAAUGAGUGGCAAGGUAGUGUUCUGCAGGAACGCAACACUGUUGAGAAUGUCUACAGAUGGGGAUGCGGGCGCCCAACCACAGUACAAGAUAGGAUAAGAGAUAGCGAUGAGGAAGACAAGGAUUAUGAUGUUGCUGCUCUGGCCAAUAAUUUAAGCCAAGCCUUUAGGUACCAAACGUAUGAUAAUGGUGACAAUGGAGAGGACCACAUUGCUCUCGACAGAGAUGAUGAUGAUGUUUACUUCGAUGAUGAAUCUGCUGAAGUAAUAAUUUCAUCCUUAAGACUCGGCGAUGACCAAGGAAGCUUGUUUACAAACUCAGAUUGGUUCACAUUCCAAGACGACAGAUUCAGCAGCACGCCUCCCGACCCAGCAGGUUCCAAUACAAUAGAGGACGCGGAGUUGAACAGAACCGUCAAUGCCAACACCAGCAGCAGUGACGACGACGAGGUUGUGGUUGGAGUAGAAGACGAUGAUCUCACCAGGAAUCCAAAAGAUAGCGCGUUGAACACAGGUGAAACCAACUUCCAAACGGAGAGUCCAAUGGGGUUCUUCGACUUCAACACGUUGGAGAAAACCGAAGAAGCUUUUUCAGAACAGCCACCCGGAUGGGUUGGGUGGGACGAACCAUCAUCCGAUAUGCAAGUGAGUGGCACUGGUCUGAACCCAUUCCUCGAUGAUGAUGAUGAGGACAGCAAAAACGUGAUGAACCUCGACACACCAAUGCUCGAGGCAAAAACCGAACCUGUGAUUCCAAACGGGUCGUCGUCCCCUACGGAAAGAUCACUGUUCGAGAAGGAUGUGGAGUUUGUGGGGGUGGAAGCAGAAGGGACAGAGAAAGCGAUGGAGCAAGCGAUGAAAGAAGGGAUUGUAGGAGAAGCUGGAGCCAUGAAGAUAAACAUGGAGACUGGUGAAGACAGCCAAAAGGCGGAGGAAAGUAGUUCAGGAGGAGAGAAGGAGUUCAACGAUAACAACUACUGGAAAGUGGAUCAAGAUGUCGGAGUUUUGGAGUAAUGUCAGUUUAUCUGUACAGUGUGAUUUUGUAUGAGAGUGUUUACGUAAGAAAACUUAAGUUGAAGAGUCUGAAAAAACAUGUUUCCUGUUGUUGGCCUGUUCUUUCGAAGUUUGAAUCGUGUCUUCUGAAAGAACAACAUAAGAUAGAGAUAAAAUUUGUAAAAGUUAGACCUAACUUCAAACUAAA
Brassica napus (rape) is the source of this 2880-nucleotide messenger RNA. Its product is annotated as serine/threonine-protein phosphatase 6 regulatory subunit 3-like. The coding region runs from base 261 to 2693 and encodes 810 amino acids. Gene Ontology annotation, molecular function: protein phosphatase binding; protein phosphatase regulator activity. The record is from RefSeq and is a predicted model, not a curated record. The transcript is spliced from 19 exons. Lineage: Eukaryota; Viridiplantae; Streptophyta; Magnoliopsida; Brassicales; Brassicaceae.